Amphibalanus amphitrite is the source of this 2831-nucleotide messenger RNA. RefSeq lists its product as uncharacterized. Gene Ontology annotation, molecular function: nucleic acid binding. Lineage: Eukaryota; Metazoa; Arthropoda; Thecostraca; Balanomorpha; Balanidae. The record is from RefSeq and is a predicted model, not a curated record. Bases 828 to 2087 code for a protein of 419 amino acids. The transcript has a single exon. Gene Ontology annotation, biological process: DNA integration.
UGUUCCACGGUGGUAUGGCGCGCCGGAACAAGAAGUUGACGCUCAGUACGAGCUGCACAUGUUCAGCGACGCCUCCGAAUUAGCGUUCGGUACCGUAGCAUACAUCAGAGUAUUGUCCAGCGGCUACUAUCACAGUCGCUUUGUGAUGGCUCGCACUAGGCUCGCACCUCUGCGACAGCUGUCGAUAGUCCGACUUGAGCUGCAAGGUGCCGUCAUGUCAACAAGAGUAGCCAGUCUUAUCAAAAGGGAAAUGAACUACAACUUCAAGCGAAUCGUCUUCUGGACAGACAGUCAAGUGGUGCUGCAGUUUUUGAAGAACGAAAGUCGGCGAUACCACACAUUUGUGGCGAAUCGUGUAUCUGAGAUUCACGACACGACAAGCCCAGAUCAGUGGCGCUUCGUGCCAGGCUCAGAAAAUCCGGCAGAUCUCUGCUCAAGAGGAAAGUCUCUGGUCAGAGUUGAAAAACCAGCAAGAGUGGUGGCUAGGCCCAGCGUUUCUAGAAAGCAAAGAAGAGCACUGGCCACCACAAGAAGACGUAGGAGACAUCAGUCCAGACUGUGUAGAAGUCAAGAGGUCAGCAGCCAUCUGUGCGACAAGUCAUGCUAGUUCACCAAAAGAAGAGAUCACUUCUCUACUGUCCCAGCUCAUAGACCCGGCGCGGUUCUCUUCAUGGACUCGUUACAGACGCAUUGUCGCAUGGAUAAGGCGAUUCAUCAGCAACGUGAAGAGCAAGGUUGCUGGCACAGAAGUCAUUGAUGGUCCACUACGCAGCGCAGAAAUUGAUGCGGCUGAAAUCAGCAUAAUAAAGGACGAUCAAGAAACCUGCAUGAAACAAGCUAGUCUCGACCACCUGUCUCCAUUCCGAGAUCAACACGGCCUCAUGAGAGUUGGUGGGCGCCUGAGCAAGACUUCGUUAGACGAGUACACGAAACACCCCGUCAUUCUUGACGCCAAGAGUGAGAUCACCAGACUGGUCAUUGUCGAUGCACAUCAGCGAGUCAUGCAUUGGGGAUUGGAAAGAACACUUUGUGAGCUGAGAUCGAAGUACUGGGUGCAACGGAUGCGGUCAGCUGUGAAGAAGCACCUGUGGAAGUGUGCAUUCUGCCGUAACCGCCGCGCCUCGCCUCAGCCACCCAGGAUGGCAGACUUGCCAGAGGCCCGUCUAGACAUGAGACGUCCGUUCAGCACAGUCGGACUCGACUUUUUCGGACCUCUGACGGUGAAGAAGUUUCGAAAGACAGAAAAGAGAUAUGUGCUGCUGAUCACAUGUCUCGCCACUCGGGCCAUCCAUUUGGAGCUAGCUGCUUUGAUGGACACCAGUAGCUUCAUCAUGGCACUGCGCCGCUUUAUCGCACGAAGAGGUAGACCUCGAACUAUCUACUCGGACAAUGGCACUAAUCUAGUCGGAGGCGAAAGAGAACUGCGAGAAGCCAUCGAACAUUGGAAUCAGGCACAGAUAUCCGAUGCUUUGAGUCAGAGAAACAUCCAGUGGGUGUUCAUCCCGCCAGCCGCCCCGCAUAUGGGCGGUGCAUGGGAGCGUCUGAUCGCCUCGGUGAAGCGCUCCCUCAAAGUGGUUCUAGGAAACAAAUGCGUCUCGGAGGACGUUCUUCAGACGACCCUAGCGGAGGUCGAAUUCAUGAUCAACGGCCGUCCUCUGACCUACAUUAGCAGUGAUCCUCAAGACCCCGAACCUCUUACGCCCAACCACUUCUUGUUGGGCUCAUCUGAUGGAAGAGAAGGACUACCGCCAGGGGUAUUCAAUGAUGCUGAUGCUGAUGUUGUUGGACGGAGGAGAUGGCAACAAGUACAGAUCCUCGCUGAACAUCUGUGGAAAAGGUGGCUCAAGGAGUACCUUCCUACGCUGAUAAACAGACAGAAAUGGAAGACAGAGAAGAAGAAUCUGCAGAUAGACGACGUAGUUUUGGUCGUCAACAGUCAGAGUCCUAGAGGAUACUGGGAAUUGGGACGCAUCACAAGAGUCUACCCAGGCUCUGACGGAGGAGUCAGAUCAGCGGAAGUGAAGACAAAGAGUGGGACGUAUGUUCGCCCGACAACGAAGUUGUGUCUCUUGGAGAGUCUCAACUAAGCCUCUAAAUCGGAAUCAUCGGAGAAUCCGUGCGACGGGGUGCACGGCCAACUGGCCCAAUAUGUGAUGCUCAUGUGAGACGAACCGUGAAAGUAAUGUUGAUCUUGAUGGAGGGGGUACGUUCUGUGUUCGAAGACAUUGAUAAUGAUCCGCGUGGCUAGCACCCACAUUUGUGACCUGCGUAAGGUCAACGCGAGCCGUGACAGAAUCGGCAUGGGCCGUUAGUGCUCAGAGCUGACACGGUGUGGUCGUUAAGUGCAGAGUGAAAGACACCGAGGGGUGUCAGGAACGUGUGGCCUGUAUCGCGAGUGACAUGUUUCGUGUUCCCCCUUGUGAACACUGGUGGGGGAGGAUGUCGCGACCGGGGGGUACUGUGCGUUUGUUGCCUAGCAACGAAAUUGUUGUCAUAUUUUUGUGCUUAGAAAAUUAAGGAAAAGGGGGCUUUUGGAUGAGAAACUGAUUGAAACGGGGUCAUUAUUAUAGCUCAUUCUGAAACAGUGAAAGUAAAUAUGCAAAGCCAAGGACGAUGCAUUCACUGAUUAACAAGUGUCAAAGUGACAUUCAAGAAAGCUUUAUCUUUAUGUUUCAACUUAUUUCUUAGUUUAUUUUCUCUCGUUAGCCGCAAUGUGCGACUUUUGGAACGGUGUUUUUCAUUUCGAUCAAGGAGCGAAGUGGAUCAAGCCUGUACCAAAAUAAACAUUGAUUUCGAAAGUGCAUUUGCGGCAUUAAGUUUCAUAUUUUUUA